This is a messenger RNA of Cantharellus anzutake, 3135 nucleotides long. RefSeq lists its product as uncharacterized. NCBI's taxonomy places the organism in Eukaryota, Fungi, Basidiomycota, Agaricomycetes, Cantharellales, Hydnaceae. The transcript is spliced from 13 exons. Bases 226 to 2673 code for a protein of 815 amino acids. The record is from RefSeq and is a predicted model, not a curated record.
AUAAAUGCGAUUAAGCUCCUAUACAUACAAAUGUCAAGCCUUAUGCUUUAAAAAAAAAAGAGCACACCUUAGGUAGUAAGUAGAUGGACUUUACAAAGCGAAGACACGGAGAUAUCUCUGCUGUCAGUCGUAUGGUCAGAAUGGGAAAAAAGGACCCUAAGUUACAGAGGACCCUCCGUUACGCGUCACGCAUGUCAUGGGCCAUCCCAACUCCCUCCCAAAAUCAUGUCCUCCAGCCAGAGGCCUCAGCAGGUGCCUGGGGGUUCACCUGAACUCCAUCCAUCUAAUAGUGCCAACCGCAUUGGAGGACGCUUCUUAUUACCUUGGCGAAGCUUUCAACCCGAUGACAAUGUCGAUCGGGUUCGGCGAAACCUGGCCGGCCGUCUUAGAAAUGAGACCGAAUUCGAUGCUUAUGUCAAGCCUGGGAGCAAUGAAGAGCUGGAACUUGUCAAGUUGCUUUUCAGUAUGGCGAACAACCAGGUUCCCUGGAGUGAUUUAUUUAAACAUGAGGCUUUUCUGAAAUCUGAGGCUGAGUUAAUUUACACUUCGAACUCAGCUUUGGCAUGGAGCGGUGAAUUCAAAGGCGACCUCGCAAAUGAUAAAACUCCUUAUGCUAGGCUAACGACUAUCAUAAAUUCAUCUGGAACCGGCAAGUCUCGAAUGCCUCCUCCCGAUAUGAAACUCCGUGAUUGGCUUGUUUCUCAGAUACGCAAUAGGGAUACCGUUCAGAAGAGGUUACGGGGAUUCUUAACACUGAAGACCAUCGUGUCAGAGAAACAAGAUAUGGAGUUACCAAGUUUAAAUUGGGAAUCGUCAAAAGAAAAGCUGCAGGACUAUAUGCCAUUGGUUGUAGAUCGCCAGAGGAGGCUGGCAUCUGCCUUCCGCGAGCAUAUGACUACGGUAAUCAAGUUGGCCGAUGAGUUUGUGCAAGGCAGCACAUGGGUCAAGGACGAAGCAGAACGGCAAUAUGGAUGGUACGUUAUGGGAGGCAAGGGCCUGCAAGAGGCAGGAAAGGGCCCACUCGAUGCAGGCGAAAGCCUCUGUCGCUUCAUAGAUGAACAUAAGAUUUUGGAAUCGAAUCAUGGCCCACGACGACCUCUGGUGGUCCUCGCUUUCGACGAGGCUCAUGCCCUCACUGAUAACCCACGUCAAACAGACUGGAAUCUGUUCUCAGAGUUGCGUCGAACUCUACGACAAAUCCAGGACUUCCCAAUAUUCUCAAUCUUUCUUUCGACAGCGGGGCGCUUCAAUAAAUUCUCCCCAGAGAUCCGUUCUGAUCCUUCAGCUCGGGUCAGAGAACCCGACAACCCAUUGAAGGAUACCGUUACGAUACACAGAGUGGUAGAAACCGAUUGGAUUUCCCAUCUCGGACGCCCAUUAUUCGGGUCUUAUUGGGAUAAGUUCCCAGAUGAGCUAGCGAUUCUGGAUUCUGCGAGGCAGAAGCUGCUGAACGGGCCAAAUGAGCUGAGGGACGACAAUUCGGCUGGUGCCCUUGCCUGCCUCUCCGUACGUUUAGCGCUGGAGUUCAACACAGACGUUUCAGCCCACGCUGUAAGCUGUGUCCAGGUUGAACGGCAUAUGCGACUCUGCCUCUCAGCGACUGCUGGAUUCGAGGAAUUGAUUACCAUUCCUGGGUCCGAACCACUUCUGGCUGAGGCUGCCUAUGAACUCAUGAGGGAUACGCAUAGGAACGCAGUGCACCAUUUGGCGAACCAUUCGGAUCUGAACUGCAUCGACCGUGGGCGGCGUGGUGAGCUAAUUGCGACUCUGCUGAUCAUGCAAACAUACGACGCAGCACGGGAAAUUAGUGGUAGAAGAUGGGUGUCUGUGGCCAACUUCAUGGAGGCCUUACUUCCGACGUGGAACUAUGAGAUGCUCCUUCAAUCCAGCCCGACAUCUUGGCUCGUGAAGGAUGGGCCCAAGAAUCGCGACAACACAUUCCAGGCGAUAUUCAAGGACUACGGCAUGUGGUUUAACCAUGUCAUCAAGAUCGAGACACAGGAGAUGAUCUCAAGCAACCAUCUGUGGAAAUUUGUUACGCGUGGGGCGAUGAUAUUGUGUGCGACUAAUCAAGAAGGCAUUGAUAUUGUUUUGCCCAUUUGUCACACGACACGAAAUCUUUGCCCAGAUUCUAUGACGGCCAUGGUCAUCCAGGUGAAGAAUGCGCCGACUUACAAGGCAACACUCAAAUCGUCAUUGUUUGAUACGAUGGAUCGUGCUGUACUAUUCUCCACCUCCGACUCCGACUUUGCUGAGGCUUCAGGGGAGCCGAAUAUCACAGAGCUGGCGGAGCCCAAGAAAAAGAAAAGGAAGAUGGCCCCAGGGCCAAGUGUGAUUCCGAAGCCAGAAGCGGCGGAUCUGAAGCCGGUUAUCCGAGUGGUAUUUGACUUGGCUUCUCCAGAACCUGCUGUAGUCUUCAGGCAAUGGCCUGAGGUCCAGCAUCAUUUCAGCGGGUUUACUACCUUUGAUAUCUGGCUGGCAGGCCUCUCAUGCAAAACAUUCAAGCAGAUUCAAGAGGCGGAUCUGGAAUCCUACCAAAUACUUUUAGAGCGUUCACUUAUGCCUCACGAUGCACUCAGUUUGAAGGAUGAACCAAAUGUAGGUGAGAAGGCAAGGCAAGGCAAGGAGGCCAGUAGGCAGAGCAUGGUGCCCCAUCAUGGUAUUCAUCUCUAGGAUCGAAAAACUGUCUAGGACUCCGCAUCCCUAGCUGAUUGACUUUCAAUGCAUACACUUAGGACUUGAAUGUACUUUGGCAAUUAUGAUGUUCUUAUUCUCCGAUGUGUUGCAACUAUCGAAAGAUGCAACAGCUAGCUCCAUUCAGCUUUAGCUCAUCGGCCAAGGAGAAUGCAUAACUAGUGCUUCGAAUCGCACAAAGGAGAAUGGGACCUUAUGUGCCAGUGGUAUGAUACCAGCCCUCGAAUUAAAUUUUCCACGAUCAUGAGUUGACCAAGGCGCCCGUCUACAAACCCAAAUGCGCACUGACCUGAACAGAUUGUAAUAUCGUGCUGAGGCAUUGAGCUGUGACGCAACGUCUCAUUAAACUUUUGGAUCAACCUCGAUGGGAGUAGGAGGCAACGGAUGUGUCUCCAGAUAGUCAAGCAGUUCAGCCCAAUCUUUCUCUGUCCUCCUCCCAGC